Messenger RNA from Argentina anserina (silverweed cinquefoil), 755 nucleotides. RefSeq lists its product as uncharacterized. Lineage: Eukaryota; Viridiplantae; Streptophyta; Magnoliopsida; Rosales; Rosaceae. The transcript has a single exon. The record is from RefSeq and is a predicted model, not a curated record. Bases 182 to 745 code for a protein of 187 amino acids.
CCCAAGAAGAGCAAACAUACAGCAAACAACACACAAAAAAAUUACAGGGAAAAGCUAAGCAAGGAAAAAAAAAACAAGCAAGUACUAGAAGGAAAAAAUCAGAUGAAAAGACAGAACUUAAGGAGGAGGGCCUUCUGCAUCAAAUUGUGAAACUUCUUCAAGUGCUAUUUGCCUAGCUAACAUGCCGUCAAAGGAUGCUAGACUAUAUGGAAUUCUGCACUGCAAGUUUUUGGACAAACCAGGCCUGGGGACUGUUCGUUUAGGUUACAAGUGCUACUAUACUGAACCAGGUUUCCUAAAUGAUGUUUUUGAUGUAUCACGGUAUUGGACUAUUGGAAUUUCUGCAAGUUUCUUCAGCCAAACUGCUAGGCUCCAAAGUCGGCUGAGAAGGGAAAUCCAAGCUCUUAUUCAGGAAGAUGUUGACAUCAUCAAGCAUCACACACUUGGCGUGAUUAAAUCCCUAAUGAGUGAGAAAAAAGGUCAGACGAAAACAUCUGAAGCAAAACAGAGAAUUUCAAGAGACAAUCAACGAAGCAGCAAGGCCUUUACUAGCUACAAGAAGUCAAGAACUGAACAAUUUGUAAAUGAGGUGGAACUAUUUCUUUCUUCGGAUUUAAACGUUGAAGCAUAUGAUACUGUGUGCAUGCAGCGCUUAGGAAGCAGUGCUCGUGAAGUAACUACAGAGGCCGCUGCAGGAGAGCUUGCCAUUGUGGUACUAUUUCUAUCACUCUGGAAGACAAUGUGAAAGGAAAAAC